Molecule: messenger RNA, 1656 nt
Organism: Cydia fagiglandana
Lineage: Eukaryota; Metazoa; Arthropoda; Insecta; Lepidoptera; Tortricidae
Gene: Dbp45A
Product: probable ATP-dependent RNA helicase Dbp45A
Exons: 10
Coding region: 59-1642 (527 amino acids)
Molecular function (GO): RNA helicase activity; ATP binding; nucleic acid binding
Source: RefSeq, a predicted model, not a curated record
AAAUUAAACUAAUUUCUUAUUUGUUAUGUCCCAUGUUUCUAAAUAACAUACAACAGCAAUGGAAGACAACGAGGGAAAAGAAUUUGCGGCUCUCGGUGUGAAGAAAUGGCUUAUAAAACAACUAUUUAGUCUUGGAAUUAAGACACCAACUCCAAUCCAAAAAGGUUGUAUCAAAGAGAUACUGGAAGGCAAUGACUGCAUAGGUGCAGCAAAGACGGGCUCCGGGAAAACGUUCGCGUUCGCUCUACCCAUCCUACAGAACUUGGCAGAGGACCCUUAUGGGAUUUUUGCGUUAGUUUUAACACCUACACAUGAGCUGGCAUACCAGAUAGCAGACCAAUUCACCAUCCUCGGGCAGCCCCUCUCCCUCCGGGUGUGCAUAGUGACCGGUGGUUCCGACCAGCUGGAGGAGUCCCUGAAGCUCGCCAAGAGACCCCACAUAGUGGUAGCCAUGCCGGGCCGCCUGGCCGACCACAUCACUGGCUGUGACACAUUCUCUUUAAAGAAGAUCAAAUAUUUGGUGUUGGAUGAAGCUGACAGGCUAUUUAGUGAAUCAUUCACAGAUGACUUGGAGACAAUAUUCAGCGUGUUGCCGGCAAAGAGACAGAACUUACUCUUCUCUGCCACUAUUUCAGAUGAAGUCAGGGACUCUAAAAUACUUUCCUUGAACAAAGAAAAACUGGUAAUAUGGAAGGAAACUGAUUCUCAACUGACUGUCUCCACACUGGACCAGCGAUACGCGGUAUGCCCCGCUUACGCUCGCGACGUGUAUCUAGUGCAGGCUCUCAGGAAAUAUCGCGAGACCAAACCGAGCGCGCAUGUACUGGUUUUCACUGAUACCAAAAAAGAAUGCCAAGUCCUCUCAAUGAUGCUAAACGCCAUCGGUAUGGACAACGUGUGUCUCCACGGCUUCAUGCGGCAGAAGGAACGCGUGUCCGUGCUGGCGCAGUUCCGGAGCAAUCUCAAAUGCACGCUCGUGGCCACUAACGUGGCGGCCAGGGGGCUCGACAUACCCACGGUGGACCUGGUGGUUAAUCAUAAGCUGCCGACGGAGCCUAGGGAGUAUAUACACAGGGUGGGCCGAACAGCGCGGGCGGGACGCACUGGGAUGGCGAUCUCGCUGAUCACGCCGUACGAUAUCCUGAGACUGGGCGAGAUCGAGGCGCACAUCAACACCAAACUUACCGAGUUCAAAAUUGACGAUGACGAAGCAGUAAAAGUGUUCACAACAGUGAGCGUCACCCGGCGGGAGCAGGAGGCACAGCUCGACAAUGAGGAGUUUGAGGAGCGGAAGAGGAGCUACAGGGUGAAGAGGUGGAUCCAAGCUGGGGUGGAUCCUGAUGCCAUGGAAGCCGGAUUAGAAGAAAUGCGUCGCAAGCGCAUCAAGGCCGCCAAAAAGGCCAAAUUAGCUAAAAUCAAGCAACUACAGUCGCAAGUGAAGAACGAGACAGGAGAUCGACUCCAGCCUGAAGACAUAGACGCCAGCAUCAAAGAGGGGCUCAAGAAAGUCAACAAGAGCUUGAUGAAGAAAGAUGACAGGUUCAAGGAUGUGAUAGGGAAGAUAAGCAAGAUCAAGAGGAAAGCGGAGAAGGUCAGUACCCAGAAAGAACCCGGGAAGAAAAAGAAGAAAGUUAAUAAAUAAAUUUGUUGGUGUAA